This is a messenger RNA of Capronia epimyces CBS 606.96, 774 nucleotides long. RefSeq lists its product as uncharacterized. The transcript has a single exon. Bases 1 to 774 code for a protein of 257 amino acids. The record is from RefSeq and is a predicted model, not a curated record. NCBI's taxonomy places the organism in Eukaryota, Fungi, Ascomycota, Eurotiomycetes, Chaetothyriales, Herpotrichiellaceae.
AUGAUGGUCAAAUCCACCUCGGCCCUUGUGGCUGCUUCCCUCCUGGCAUCUGCCAUGGCCAAGUCCAAGUCCGUCGAGCCAGUUUGCAAGGUCGUCACCAUCACCGAGACCGGCGCGCCCGUCUGGGUGCCCAUCUCAACUGGCUGGGAGGACUGGGAUCCCGUCACCUCAACUUCAACUGCCUGGGAAGACUGGGAUCCCGUCACCAAGACCAAGACCAUCACCGCUAUCCCGCCCAAGUCCACCACCGUCUACACCGAGAAAUGGGAUGACUGGACCUCGAGCGCCCCUGAAGCCUUGACCGUGACUACAUACACUACCAUCCCUGUUCUGCCCACCAGCUCGCACACGGGCGCCUGGGGCAACACCACGGUCCCAAUCACCGCUUCGUCCACUGCCGCCGCCAGCACCACCCCCACCCCUGCUCCCACGGCCGCAACCUGCCCGGCUGACAACGGCCAGGCUGUCAUCCCUGGCGGCUCGUGCGGCUGCGAAUUCACCGUGAACUGCGGUGUCCAGGCCAGCCCUGAUGCCAACUCCAAGUUCUGGCAACAAUCGGACUCGCUUGUGGACACGCUCGAGGAGUGCCUCGAGCUGUGUGACAACAACUCGAACUGCGAGACCGUUCUGUGGGUGGAUGACAGCACCUCCGGCGACUACCACCACUGCUGGCAGAUCUCUGGCCUGGGUCAGCCCACUGGCUCCGGCAUCGCCCAGAUCUCCUACAAGGGCACGUGCUCCGGCACCUGUGCGUCGACAUACGGCGGCGCUUAA